This is a messenger RNA of Adineta ricciae, 6363 nucleotides long. The record is from the annotation of a GenBank genome assembly. Lineage: Eukaryota; Metazoa; Rotifera; Eurotatoria; Adinetida; Adinetidae.
AUGAAUAAAUUGACUCCUGAAGCUCGUCUUUCGACUGAUGGUCCAUGGAAUCAAUCGUGUUCGUUCAUCUAUCAAUUACCCGACGUUCUGCUAAAACGAAAACGAAAUGAGAAAAUGCCGUACGCGGAAACCUAUCACGGAAUCAUACUCUUCGCCGAUGUAUCAGGCUUCACAGAAAUGUGUGAAAAAUAUAGUAAUGAUAUUCAGCAUGGUGUAAAUCAAUUAGCUAAUGCGUUAAAUAACUACAUGGCAUCGAUUGUAGAAGCGAUUUUACAAGAAAAUGGUGAUGUUUAUAAAUUUGCUGGCGAUGCAGUGUUAGGCUUAUGGCCAUUUGAAAAUAAUUCGGUUGAAUAUCAACGUGAUCAAGCUAAACGAGUGAUAUCCUGUGCAUUGUAUAUGAAAAAAUCCUUUUGUAAUUAUACGACACCGAUAGGAACUAUUUUAAACAUAAAAACUGCGAUCGCAAUGGGUUCUUAUUCGAUUAUAUUUCUUCGUGGAUCGACCGCAGCAUGUUCUAAAUUACUCGAUGAAUUUGGACUUAGAACACAUUCUUCUAUGCGAAAAGUUAAUUUCAAUCCGGAUUCGAGUAAAACUUCCUCGACUAGAAAUGGCAUAACUGAAGAAAUGCUCGAACGUUGUCGAGUUGAUCUUGUUAACUAUUACGUUUGCUAUGGUAGUGCUGUUGUUAGUGUUCGAAAUGCUGAACAUGUGUGUAAAUCUCAGGAUAUCAUUGUUGAUCUAGCGACAUGGUUACUGCUUGAUUCUGAUUUAGAAUAUAUUCAUGAAAAAUUUACAGCUGAACACGAUGAUGAGAAUACUGAAAUUCUGUCUCGAUCUUCCAAUCAUCAAAGUGAAAUCAUCACGCAUGGUCUAUCAAACACAGUCGCACCAACCAUCAGCAAACAUUUAACACCACCGAGUAAAACUCGAGAUGUUCUGAAACAAAAGGUGCUCGCACAUUAUAUACGAGUUUACGGCCGGAGGAACGAUCUGUCGAUUGAGAACGACGUAUUAUCCAAUGAUCGUUCUUUGAUGUCAGCGGAUUCGAUUGAACCCAGCAGUGAUGGCAAUGAAAUCUUUCGAAAACGUACAACAUUGAGUCACUACAGUCCAGUGAAGAAUUUUAUAAAUCGAUGGAAUCGAAUAAAAACACCGAUGUUAGAUUCUGGUAAUAACGAUAUGAAAGAUUUGUUAACAGUGGUGAAUAAAAAACAAGCACGAUUGAGUAGAAAGAUUGAUUUAACUGAUGAACAAGCGAUGAAACUUCGUCCAAGUGUAUUCUGGAAUUUCGAAGAUUAUGAUAUAUUUGAUUUGAGCACAUUUAUUAUAAAACCUGUACGAAAUCAAGAAUCGCUUGAUCAAUUAUCUGAAUUACGUUUGAUUAAUAUUUGUUUCAUCAAUAUUAUUUUAACGGAUUAUCAAAUCAAACAAUUACCAUUGAAAUUACAGACAAUUGUUGACUGUUGUGCGGAACAGAUUUCGAUUACGAAUGGCUUAUUGACGAAAGUUUUUAUGUUUGAUAAAGGUCUGAGUCUUCUAUGUGCUUUUGGUAUGCCAGGAUACAAACAUCCUGAUGAUGCGGAACGAGCGUUGAAAUUCGGUUUUCUCAUCACACAAAGAUUAGAAAAGUUCAAUUUUGUAGCGAGAGUUAGUACUGGAGUAACUACCGGGCAGACAUUUUGUGGUGUGUUAGGACAUCCGCUUCGAUGUGAAUAUACUGUUAUUGGUAGAAAAGUGAAUAUGGCUGCUCGAUUAAUGGUCAAUUAUCCUGGAAUUGUUUCUUGUGAUGAUGAAACUUACCAUAAAGCUCAUCUCGAAGAACGCUAUUUCGAACUUUUACCGACAGUUCCGUUAAAAGGAUUAACAGUUUCUUCAAGUAUGCGUCGAUAUAAAGGACAAGACGAUGAUCAACAUAAUAUGAGUGUAUUUGUCUUUCCAAUGAUAAAUCGUGACGAUGAAUGGAAUACGAUUUUAGAAUAUCUCGAACAAGUUGUUCAACAUAGUUGUACAACGAUCUUUUGUAUAUUUCUAACGGGUUCCACCGGUGUCGGUCGUUCACGACUUCUCGCUCAUGUUAAUGAAGAAUUGAUGUACGAUACACAGAACGUUCGUCGAGUUUCUUACAAUGCCAGUUUUGAACAUGCGCAGUUAUUCGGCUAUGCAUUGAAGCAGUUAUUUAAAAAGUUGUUGUAUACGGAAUUACAAGAAUCGGAUGCACUUUUGAAAGUAUUGAAGUCUCUCCUACCACAUCAUGAGAAGUAUUUGUAUCUAUUAAGACCGUAUUUCGAUAAACUUAACGUCGAUAUCGAUAAACUCAAUGGAAAUUCGAAACGUAAAAUACUUGAAGAAAUCAUUCAUGAACUUAUCACGAAUGCGACGAAUCCUACGUAUGAAAUCUUCAAUUAUCAACCCCAACCAACAAUUUUCAUCGUUGAUGACGCUCAAUACAUAGAUAAAGAAUCUUGGCAAUAUCUUCACCUUCUCGGUUCAGCAUCGACUUCACUUCUCAUUCUGGCAAUGCGAGAUCCAACAUUAAAUGACGAUGAAUUGCACACACGUAUGACUACCCUUCGCGAUUUACCAACAACUAAACAUAUUCAUCUUAUGGGUCUGGACAAUCGAUACUUAACCACACUCGCAUGUCAAGCAAUGUUUGUUCAACGGAUUCCAAAAGAUCUUGAAAUUCUAAUCAUACGAAAAUCCGACAAAGGUCAUCCACAGAACGUUGUCCAAUUAAUAUCUGAUUUAUUGUCCAAUCAGAUCAUUCGAAUCGAAACGAUAACUGUUGACGAUGAUCUCAAUGAUGGGUAUGUGGAAGGUCUGCAAAAAUACUUAUGGAAGCGCGUUGCACAACAUGAUCCUGCAAGUGGAAAUGUGAAAAUCUUAUUCGAAUAUGUUGAACCACAAGUAUGUCGAAUCUGCGAUCCUGAUCGAAAUAAGUUUUGGACAUACACAACGGUGAUCGAAAAUAUCAAUGCACACGUGAAAAUCGAUAAACUACGAGACUUCGAAAAGCGCAUCGCGAAAAUCAGUUCAUUGUUAACGAAAAACAUCUCGAAAAGGAUUCUGGUCCACGCGAUUACAAAUUACGAUAUUCAUACAAAUGAAAUAUUGAAUGUAUAUCAAUAUUCGAUAAACAAUAACAAGCAUCAUAGUCACGGAUUGACAGCAGAGCUGAUGAAAAUAAAUAGCACGUUUUCGCAAUUGUAUCGAGCGCAGAUCUUUGAAUGUGCGUGGAUUGAUUUCGAAGCACGAAAGAAUCCGACAGUGGCACGGUUAUUACAGGAAAAAAAUAUGACACCUACAUGUUGCUGUCCAGAAAACAUGACGAAGCAAAUCGAAAACUGUCGAAUGUAUACAUUCAAAGACCCAACGCUAAGAGAAGCGACACUGGCGACCAUCAUUGACCAAUUUCAACAUGAUUAUUCCUCAAAAAUGGCUUUAUUUAUCGAAUCGCAAAUUCAUCGAUGUAAAUCAUGUGGUGGAGAUUCCGAUUCAUUGAUAUUUUUAACGCCUGUUCAAAGUAUGAAGUUAGGAAUGUCGAUUUUAGACACAUUUCAUGAAAGAAAGCUAAAGCAAUUAAAUCAACGUUUACAAAAUAUGAUACUUGAGUAUUUUUCUUCUCAUCAAAUACAAAUCAUUUCGUCGAACAACGAAGAUAAUCCAUCUGAUGACGAACGAGCUACCGAACAAAAGAAUUUAAUGAAAGAUUUCUAUCGAGAUAUUCACCGUGAAGAAUUAGAAGAAAAAGGAAGAUAUUUUCAACAAUUAAGAAAUAAUAUUCAACAAGUUGAAGGUCGCACAACAACUACGAAACCAACAAAUUCAUUUUAUCCGAUAGCGAUUGGAGGACGUAAAGACACAAUUGAAGGGGAAACAUAUGCGAAAAUUCCCUUUCGUUUACAAGAAAACAAUUUAGCACAAUCGGACAGUCCAGUGUUGGUGAUUUAUCCAACCCGAUCAACGAUUGAAACACCUGAUGGUGUUUUUCUCAGCAAUCAAACGAAAGAUUCGAAAAAUAAUCAUUACCGAUCAAGAAAGAUCUUAAUUCAACAACGAAAGCAUCGUUUCUCCACGCGAAUAUUCAAAUAUCGACGAAAGGAAUUUUCAAAUUCUAUUCAUCAUUUCAACAAUAACACUAACCAAGACAUUGUCAACGAGAAAACCAUCGAACAAAUCCUUCAACAUCAUUGGACGCAAACAUUCGAACGUCGAAAAUCAAUUAGAAUAAAAACAUUGUUCAUCUCCAACGAUAAAUCGAAAAUUUCUUUGACAAAUAAUGCAAUUACUGACAAUGAUUCAAUCACUAAUAAAACAGAACUAAUCAAAGAAAAUUCGUUGAGACAUUCACCGAAUAACAAAAACAAACGUUUAUUAACCAAAGAUAUUAUGUCGGAAGCCGAACAUUUGGUUAAACAUUUACAUCUUUCACGUCAAACCGAUCACGAUUCUGCAUCCACGGUUUUAAUGAAAACAUUUUCCUCGUAUCCGAAUGAGCUCGAGGAGAAAUCUCCGAAGAAAUCAACGAUUCUCCCUGAGGAGGUUCACUCGAUUAACGAACGUCUAUACACGAACUUCACGGAAACAUGCCCGUUGUUUUUGUUGAAAGAAGGCAUUGAUCAUCGCUUUGAAUUUCUCGAUUUCGCUCCUGAACUAUACAUCAGACAAACAUUUCAUCCGAUCAAUCAAGAAGAUUUCCAUUCGAAAACAUCCGAUGUGCAUCUCGAUCUUCGACAUACGAAAGUUCAGCAAACAACUGAAAUUGAAUACAAUCAACGAAAUUGCCGGUGCAAUUAUCUACUCGUGGAGAUUUAUCGUUUGUUGGUUAAAUUGUGGGACCAGUCAUCGAAUAUCGAAAAAGUCCUGUAUUAUUCAUUAGAAUUAGCACGAGUGGAACUGACGCGAACGAAUUAUUACGAGUCGAAAAUCAUCUUACAAAAUCUUCUAGAACGUUUAGACAAUGAACGAGAUUUUCUUCAUCUUCCGAUGUUCUUCGAACCGCAAAUCUACGAUUUGUUAUCAGUUUAUCGGAUGCGGAAGAACGACGAAGCACUUCUCUAUGUUGUUUACGGUUUAAAAAUUUUAAAUGUUCAACUCAUCGACUUUCGCUCACGUGACUCAGCUAAACUCAAAACUCAGUGUAAGCAAUUACGACAUACUUUAAUUCGAACACUAAUCCGACAGAACAUCAACAAAAAGCUUUCCGACGACGAAAUCAUCCAGCGUUAUUUCACCGGCAAAUUGUUAUUCCGUGCAGGACAAUGUGCUCGACGCCACGGUCAAUUAUUAUUCGCAUAUUUCUGUGUUCUGAAUGCCACCUUAUCUUUAAUUCAAUGUCAAUUUGUCUUGACCUCUUACGAACACUGCCAAUCGUUAAUACUACUUGCUGAAUUAUCGUACGAUCUAAAACGGAUGGAAGAUUGUGAUCUAUUUGUUCAAGCACUUGUUCGAUAUACGGAAUCGGUACAGAUUGGUUACGAAACAAUCGCAAUCAAAUCACAUUGGUUGUCGAUGACAUGGAAUCUUUCUCGAGGAAAAAUCGAUCGAGCGUUAAACGAUUCGUAUAAAAUCAAAGAUUUAGUGAACAAAAUCGGCGCGUACGAACAUCUCAUGGCAGUUGCGACGUAUAGUUUACAAGCAGCGUUGAUUGGUCGAAAAGAAGGAGUUAUUCGUGAUCUAUUCGAUAUUAUUGAUAAUGAAUCGAACCGUGUCUUGCAAUAUGAAACUCGUCUUUGGUCGUUUAUUUUGACUUUGGAAGCAUUUGUGGAAUUAAACAUUGAAUACGAUGAAAAUUUGCUCAAUGAAAUCGUUCUUGGUAUUGAUUAUGUCCUCGAACAUGUAGAGAAGAAAACAUCAACUCCAGGAGAUAUUCAUAAAUUCUUAACGAUCGUUUUUUAUGCUCAAGCAACUCUAGUCGAAUGCUACACUAAAAUUGUUAAACUCGAUCGCGCAAACGAGCAUUACAUGCGUGCAAUCAAGUUUGGUAUGUCGUUAAAAGAAUGGACAUUCCGUGUUUGUAAUGGCAUGCUAAAAUUAGCACUUUAUGAGAUUUAUGAAUGUACAAAAUGGUUAAUUGAAACUCGUGUCUCGACUAUACCUCUUGAACUUCACCAACGUCUGAUUAUUUCCCAUAUGCAUGAGAUAAGCAAACAUUUUAAAUUACUACGACCGAAAUACUUAAUGUGCUUGGCUCUAAAACAUCUCAUUACUGGCAAUCAACGUUCAGCGAAGAUUCAAUUUGCCAAUGCAAUUCGUCUGGCCAAUGAUUUAGAAUUAGAUGCUGAGAGACAACAUAUAGAAAUGAUGAGAAAAUAUAUAUUUAAAGUGUUGACGAAAAGCAAAGUAAAACGAACGAAAAAAUAG